Molecule: messenger RNA, 1520 nt
Organism: Moneuplotes crassus
Lineage: Eukaryota; Ciliophora; Spirotrichea; Euplotida; Euplotidae
Source: the annotation of a GenBank genome assembly
UAAUGUUAUCCAUAAAACAAAGCCCUAAUUUAUUUUUCAGAAUGUCAUCGUACGGAAGCCCCAUUUGAUUUCAGAGAGCUUGAUUUUCUUCAAAGAUGAAGAAGGGAGGUCAAAAAUGGAUGAGAAGGCACACAAAUGAUCAUUUUGUGAAGAUGGCUAGAAUUCAAGCAUACCGAAGCAGAGCUAGUUACAAACUUUUAGAGAUUGAUAUGAGACACAACCUUCUCAAAUAUGGCAUGACUGCAAUUGAUAUCGGAGCAUCGCCUGGCGGUUGGUCACAAGUUCUUGCUGAAAAACUUAAUGAAACAGAGGAGGAUAAAAAUGUGGUGGCUUGAGAUCUCUUACCCAUGAAUUACCUCAAAGGUGUCACUUUUAUAAAAGGGGAUAUCACUAAAGACUCUAUUGUUGAGAAAAUUUCAGAAGCACUAGACUUUAACAAAGCUGACCUUGUUUGUAGCGAUGCUGUGCCAGAUUUUAUCGGAGAAAAAUACGUUGACCACAUUUCUGCCUGAGACUUGAACUAUAUGGUCCUUGGGAGUUUAAAGAAACUCCUAAAACCUGGUGGUCAAGCUUUAGUCAAAGUAAUGAGAGGGCCAACAAUAAAUGAAGUUGUUGAAGCUUACCUCAACAAAUUCCACAGUGUUGUCAAAGUGAAGCCAUCUGCUUCUCGUGCAGAAAGUAACGAAAUGUAUAUUCUAGCUAAUGGGUACGACAGAUCAAAGCAAGAAUUCGAGGUCAAGAAGAGGGAGAAUGAAAGAAAGAUCAAGAAAAUAAAGACUGUAAAAGACCUCGAAGAUUUUGAAAGAGAAAUCCAUGAUGAAGGAAAAGAGAUUGCAGAAAAUAUUCUAAAAGAUCUUAAAAACAAAGGUCAAGACAUUACUCCUGGGAUGAAGAAGGCUUUGAAAGAUCUUGGGAUUUCAGAAAAAGAGCUGAGGGUACCACCACUUACUAAGGCUAGUUUCUUAGAUAAAAAGAAGAAGCAAGAAAAGCAUGAAGAUGAGCUUAGGGAAAAUUUUGAGAAAAAAUAUGGUAUCAAAAGAAAAUAUAAGGACAUGACUGAGGAUGAAAUUUUAGAAGCCAAGGCAAAGAUAGAAGAUGAGUUGGAUCACAUGACUGAGGAAGAAAGAAGAAUUCUUGCCUACCAGAAAAUUGAAUAUGAAAAUGAGGGACAAUAUAGCUAUCCUGAUGAAGAAAAUCCAUAUGUUCAUCAAGAUGAAACCUUGAACCGCAUUAAUCAUCGUCUCAAAGAAUUGGAAGAUGAGGAUCUAGUCAAGACUGCAAAUAGUCCAGAUGAGAAAUUAGAUCGUUAUGUAUUAGAAAAUGAAGCAAUUAGAAUAACUGAGGAUAAGAAAGAAGAUAGAGAAGAAGUUCUCGAGAAUUAUAGACUGGAAAGAGAAGAAGACAGGAAAAUUGGGCAAGCCCAGAAGAAGAGAAAACAAAGUUAUUAUCAGAGAAAAGCAAAGAGAGAGUAUAAGUCACAGGGAUUUGGAGUUGAGAAUAAUAGGAUGUUUGAUGAUUAA